This is a messenger RNA of Folsomia candida, 2397 nucleotides long. RefSeq names its product sphingomyelin phosphodiesterase. The record is from RefSeq and is a predicted model, not a curated record. Lineage: Eukaryota; Metazoa; Arthropoda; Collembola; Entomobryomorpha; Isotomidae. Gene Ontology annotation, biological process: sphingomyelin catabolic process; ceramide biosynthetic process. The transcript has 7 exons. Gene Ontology annotation, cellular component: lysosome. Bases 106 to 2307 code for a protein of 733 amino acids. Gene Ontology annotation, molecular function: acid sphingomyelin phosphodiesterase activity.
CUUAAGUGGGACAUCAUACCACUCCAGAGAAAGGUGGAGUUGGUCAAUUUUGUUGCUGAAAAUUACUCGAUUUGUACAGAAUUUGUGCUAGUUUAAUUUCAGACAAUGAAGAUUUUUUCAUUAAUUUGUUGCAUUUCGGUGCAAAUUCUUCUAGUCUCAGCGUCGAACAUUAAACGAUCAAAUCUAACAUAUUUUGACAAAGAAGAAAGCGCAAGCGAACUUGUAAAGUUUCUCGAACCAUACAAGACCGAUAUCCAAAAAUGGUUUUGGGAAAUCUCUGGCAACUCCUACAACUCACCACAUUUUAAAAAUGGCUCCAGAAAAAUUGGAAUCAUGGCUGAGUACAUAACUUGCGAGAUAUGCGUUCCUGCCCUACCCCUGGUAAAACUGUUCAUCCAGCUUGGCUUCUCAUCCGAGGAUAUCGUCGGUGUCAUUACUACUGCAUGUCAAAUCCUCAAUUUGGCACCAAAACCUGAAAUCUGCGAGCCAACAAUUCGCGCAUAUGCGACCCCAAUCCUGUACAUGGUCGUAAAUAAACCGGAAAUCCCGGACGACGACUUUUGUGGCAUAAUAAAUCCGGGCUGUCGACCAAUUAGUGCCCCGGUAAGGGACUGGAGUAUUACCCUAUCUCCGCCGAAAGGGCCAAAGACCAGAAAGACUUUGCCAAAGGAUGGUCUUCCCGCGCAAACAGAGCUAACCAAGAUCCUCCAAUUUACCGACGUUCACCUGGACCUCGACUACGUUCCUGGAACGGACUCUGGGUGUGGGCUACCUGCAUGUUGUCGUGACGGGAUACCGACCAAUCCUGAUAAUUCGGCAGGAAAAUGGGGACAUUUCUCGUGUGAAAUGCCAGAAUCUGGAUUGAAAGCACUGUACAAACACGGCGCAAAUACACACUCGGACGCCAAAUUCAUCUUCCUCACAGGAGACUAUAUCCAUUCUAACAUUUGGUUAUACGGCGUGGACGAAAACACCCGACACCACGUCGCCGUGACGACUUGGCUUCAGUCCACGUUUGCUUCCACCGCCCCAGAAAUCUACCCGCUCGUCGGAAACCAUGAACCCGAUGUGGUCAACAUGUAUCCCCCCGAGGAGACAUGGGGGGACUUCCCACUCCGCUGGAUGUACCACUCCGUUGGGGAUGCAUUCGGUGACUUUUUACCAGCAGAUCAGAUGGAACUCUUUCUAAAAUAUGGGUACUACACCGUCAUAUCGAAAGCUGAUCCAAACCUUCGAAUCAUCGCGCUUAACACGAACUUAUGCUACGUUAACAACUUUUGGCUCCCUUAUGAACCGAUCGACACGUCCGGACAACUUCAAUGGUUCGCUGAUCGUCUCCAAGAGGCGGAGGACGCGGGACAAGCGGUCUUUUUGCUGGGGCACAUCUUCCCAGGGUCGGGGUCAUGCUGGCCGAUUUGGUCCCGCCAGUUUGAGCGGAUCAUUCAGCGGUAUUCUUACACGAUCCGGGCGCAGUGGUACGGCCACUCGCACGAGCAGGACUACCACAUCACAUUUAGUGAGGAUGAUGCCCCGGUCAGCUUGAGCUUUACCGGGGGCAGCGGAGUGACCGAUGGUAUGAAUCCGGGCUACAACGUGUUCUACGCGGAUGGCCAGCGUGGCGCGGAUUCAACCUGGGAAAUCGUCAAUCAUCAGUCCAUCGUGCUCAAUUUGACGGUUUCGAACGCAUUACCGGACGAGGCUGCGCCAAUUUUUAGCACUAUUUUAGACGCACAGGAAGCGUGGGGGGUUACAAGUCUGACGGCGGAAACGGUGCACGACUUGAUUUACAGGAUGGUCUGCGAUGACGCGUUGUUCUUGGAGUAUCAAAAGGUGGUAACUAAGGGGGCUGACUCGCCAAGAUUUAACCCUUGCCUUAGAAACGACUACAGAUGCAAGGCGAACGUGCUGGGGGGUUUAUUUGUGUCAAAUUCUGGCGACCACUCCCACCGGGAUAGGUUAACAAACUAUAUUUUGACGGUGGAUUGCAAGGAGCAGAAUCCACCAACUACGACACCAGGGUCGACAGAAGGGACCACUGUGGGAACGACUGAAGGGACCACAGGGGGAACGACUGAAGGGACCACAGGGGGAACGACUGAAGGGACCACUGGGGGAACGACUGGGGGAACGACUGCAGGGACCACUGCGGGAACUACUGGGGGAUCCACUGAGGGAAGUACGACUGGGGGAACCACAGAGGAAACUGAGGGAACCACUGCAGGAAGUGGUGGAAAGUCUGUGUACUUUCCCCUCUUCCUAGCCGUGCUUAUCAAGUUUGCCCUUGCGUUAUUAAAUCAAAAAACUUAACUAAAUUUAAAUACAUAUGUACUUGAUGAAAAACCAAUUCCUGGUAAUAAAUAAUUCUCCGACUCGAUCAACGACGGAAGUUACGCUCAA